This is a messenger RNA of Cyprinus carpio (common carp), 2662 nucleotides long. RefSeq names its product CASP8 and FADD-like apoptosis regulator. Gene Ontology annotation, biological process: negative regulation of extrinsic apoptotic signaling pathway via death domain receptors; proteolysis. The record is from RefSeq and is a predicted model, not a curated record. Gene Ontology annotation, molecular function: protein binding; cysteine-type endopeptidase activity. NCBI's taxonomy places the organism in Eukaryota, Metazoa, Chordata, Actinopteri, Cypriniformes, Cyprinidae.
AGAGAGAGAGAGACAAAGUGCAUUUGAAUGACGUAGAUGGAAGUUUUGUUUCACACUUCCUCUUUAGUGUUCUAUUUCGAAGCUGUAAAAGUGUCAUGGAAUUCCUCUUUACCGCUAUUCAUUUGCGAGCAGAUGCUCCGUUCAGUCACAAGAACAGCUCUCUUGAGUUUUUAUCAUUUUGGAGCAGAAUGUCUGGCCUGUACCACACUCUCAGUCAGAUCACUGAUGAGCUCAGCACAGACGAAUGCAAGCGGAUCUGUUAUCUGUGCGGCUCUCUUGAUAUGGACAAGUUCUCUACAGAUCCCAGAGGCAUGUUACAAUCUGUACUGUUCCAAACGAGGAUGGAUUACGUGUUUCUCAUGGAGCUCAUUCUGAAAAUAAAACGCUAUGAUCUGCUGCAAGAAGUGCUGAGCACCAACAAGAGCACGGUUGAGGGACUGCUAAAAAAUGGCCAUUCUGUGUCAGAAUACAGAGUGCUGAUGGCUGAUGUUAGUGAGGACAUGGACACAGAGGACCUGAAGUCAUUGGCAUUCUUACUGAGAGGAACUUUACCAGAACAUAAACUGGAAAAUGUCCAGAGUUUUUUAGACAUUGUAGUUGAGUUGGAGAAACUCGACCAGCUCUCCAGUGAGAAGAUGGACUUGAUCGAACACUGCCUGAGGUCCAUCCAUAGGGCCGAUCUCGCUAAAAAGAUCAGUCACUACCAGCAGACAGUGCUAAUGACCAAACAAGGAUCUUCGCCUCCAGACAGACUGCAGUUCUGCAGAAUGCCAUCGCCAAACUGCUCAUUUGGUGUCUCAACCGCUUCUUGUAAUGUGAGGCCCAUUUCCAAAUUCUGUGAUAAACCGACAACAGUGAAGAAGGAACUACUUUGCUCUAGUUCCUAUCGUCAGCAGCAGGAGGAAGUGUACAGUAUGCGGAGUGAUCCCAGAGGAGUGUGUUUAAUCAUAGACUGUGUCGGCACUGAAGGAGAUCAGCUGGAGCAAACAUUCCAGGCCUUAAACUUUCAUGUGAUCACGCACAAGCUGCUGAGUGUGAGAGACGUGCAGUCCACUCUGAGGGAAGUGACUCAUCAGCAGGGUCACUAUAGAGCGUCUGCUUUUGUCUGCUGCAUUAUCAGCCGAAGCCGCUCAUCAGAUCUGCUGGCCACUGACUCUCACGGUCCAAGACUGGACCUGGACACUGUCAGGUGCCUCUUCACUUCAGACUCCUGCCCGGGCCUGGCGGGCAAGCCUAAACUCUUCUUUAUCCAGAGCUAUGAUGUGUCCGAGCCUCAGAGCUGUGCUGGGUAUAUGGGGUGUGAAGAUGAGGCGGGUGGAGAGCUGGAGACAGACGCGCCUGUGCUCUUAUGCUGCAAGAGGACCAUCCCGGUGGACGCGGACAUCUUCUGGAGUCACUGCUGGACUAAAGGAGAACAGCUGGAGGUGCCGAACCAUCAGUCUGUGUACCUGAAAGCCUUGAGAUCCUCCUUAACAGAGGGCCAGAAAAGGAGGACACAUUUGGUAGAUGUGCACAUGAUGGUGAAUCGUGCAGUAUACGAUCACAAUCACAAAUCUCCACAAUCGUCUUACUUUUUAAAUCUGAGACACACGCUCAGGAAGAAUGUCUAUUUGUCAUGAUUCCUCACGUUUAAGUGAAGGGAGAUGAUUAUGCAAGAACAUUUGAUGUUUGAGAAACGAUGAUCAUCACAAUGAUGUCGACUUGAAUUGUAUCAAUUAUGAUUUGCUGUGUUUCAGUAAAUAAAUCUCAGGUUUUGUCAUUGUAGUUUCCUAUAUUGUCCACAUGCUGGCAGUGUUGUCCAGUGUCCACUUUUUUUUUUUUCUUAUUUUAUUGCUUUUAAAAAAAUCUGAACUGAUUGUCCUUUAAACCAAUAAUUUAAUUUAAUUUAAUUAAUUGUUUAAAUUGGUAAAAGAAAGUUCCAAACCAUAUACUGAUAGCUUCUCAAACAGACAGACUGUGUUUACAGUCAUAGGAAACUGUAUCACAUUAUCCAAAUUCUAUUAUAAUAUAUAAUGGGAGACCUGGGAUUUGAUAUAUUUAGAUGCAAGUGUUUACAUUGUUAUAUGUAUGUUGCUAUUAUUUGUAUUUGAUGGAUAUUUUUCAUUCAUACAGUUCAGUAUUUCGCUAUUUCAGUACACAUAUUUCAAUUUUAGUCUUCAUUUUUUUUUACAUUAUUUUUUUUAAAUGCAAAUAUUUAUAUUUUAUAUGUAUAUUUAUUGUCAUACUGUGUGCUUAUGUUUAUCAUUCCACGGGUGCCAUUUGUAUCCCUCCUGAACAUCUGUGACAAUGCCUUAAUGAAUAACUGACACCAACUUUAAAGUGUUAUGUUAGACAUGCUGUCUUAACACAAAUCCAGUAUAUUUUACUUUAUAUUUCUGUCUAUGCAGGCUAUUUCCAACUUCUCCAUGUUAUUUUAGCAAACGUGCAUUUUAAGUCAACCCUGUUACCAUGAUAACUGAAAUUAGUUCCGUUAAUAAUAAUAAUUAUAAAAAUACUUAAAACAAGUAUUGUCUCUUCUUAUGUUGUAAAUUUGACAUUAAGGAAUGAUCUUUGACUUUCAACCCUGUUACCAUGAUUUUGCCAGCAGCUGGUUACUGAAAAAUGGAUAUUGUAGCAUUAUCAGCAUGUUCUUUCUAAUAAAACCCAUAUGUCAUGACCUCGA